GCUCCAACUGCCUUCCUUCUGCCAUUUUACUUCCUUCGGAGCUGGAAAGAUGUCUGCGACUCUUCUGCUCUUCGUCUUCAUGUGCUGGACCGCCAGCACUCAUGCGGACCACCAUCAGUCUUGUCGUUCGAGCAACAUGACAGGAGUCUUCUCUGUGGUAGGAUUGCAGAACGAAAUCAAAGCUCUGGCGCCUUACACGUACGACUCCACCAAUAAGAAACUCCGCUUCCGAACAGACGCUAGCAAUCCAUGGAACGCGACUAUGGAGCUGGACCUGCUGGUGCUCUUUGAGGAGGGGAUAUUAUACAAGAUCGACAGCAAGAACCAGAGCUGUGUGAAGAAGUCGCUGCAAUCCAGGCUCAAUCCUCUCGCUAUUCCCGCUAACGCUGUGUUCCAUGGCGCCAUGGUCUUUGGCAGUGCCUCCAUUGAAGGGGAAGGAAUCAAACUCAACAUCUGGGCCAUUCCAACACCAGAUUUGAAAGGCAACAGCUACAUGUCUGUAUCCAUGGGCUGCAUACCUUUCAGCUUGAUGCAUUUGACAGACAACUCCAUGAUUAUAUUCAGCAACAUAAAUGUUGAACUGGAGGUCAAAGAUCCUGACCUCCUGGCAGUGCCUUCCUUUUGCCAAGGAUUGCCUGUGGAGGAGACACCAGAAGGGACAGUUUAUGGUUUCAUGACAGAGUUCCUGUAAACGCAGCCCGUAAAAAUGACACGAUCCUUCCCCUUCAUUUUAGGUACACCAUUCUUUGUACUUCACAUGAGGCUGCAUUAUAACUGUUUGAUCGUCCACCACUCUAUGCUGAAAUAGAUCAUACUGUAUACAUUUGUGAAGAAAGUAAGGGCAUGGAUAUUUUAGAAUUAAUCAUUAAUACUAACUGUUUUUUACUCCAGUACUGCUUCCAGAAGUAUUUGCGAUGAUUAAUGCAACAAUAAACAUUAAAGCUUGUCAGUAUUUACAAUAUAA
Messenger RNA from Nerophis lumbriciformis (worm pipefish), 964 nucleotides. It is a transcript of the gene epd, whose product is annotated as ependymin. Gene Ontology annotation, molecular function: calcium ion binding. Gene Ontology annotation, cellular component: extracellular region; lysosome. The record is from RefSeq and is a predicted model, not a curated record. Gene Ontology annotation, biological process: cell-matrix adhesion. Lineage: Eukaryota; Metazoa; Chordata; Actinopteri; Syngnathiformes; Syngnathidae.